AUGGAAUAUUUUAGAUGGGAACUCAUACAUCGAGACAUUCAUAGUGGAAACAUAUUAUUUGUCGAAACAAAUGCAUAUAGCUAUCAAUGGCAAAUUGGAGAUUUUGGAUUAUCUCGACCUGCUAAUAUUACUUCAUCAAGUGAUGAAAUAUAUGGAGUAAUAUCUUAUCUUGCACCAGAAGUAUUUAAUG
Molecule: messenger RNA, 190 nt
Organism: Funneliformis geosporum
Lineage: Eukaryota; Fungi; Glomeromycota; Glomeromycetes; Glomerales; Glomeraceae
Source: the annotation of a GenBank genome assembly